Molecule: messenger RNA, 2460 nt
Organism: Vigna unguiculata (cowpea)
Lineage: Eukaryota; Viridiplantae; Streptophyta; Magnoliopsida; Fabales; Fabaceae
Biological process (GO): response to stress
Cellular component (GO): autophagosome; phagophore
Source: RefSeq, a predicted model, not a curated record
ACAGAUUUAUUCUGUUUGAGUGAAGGUUUCUCUUUCUUAAAACCCUCUGAUUUCACUCCUCAACCUCAAAUUCGGAAUCCGUUCUCACCCUGCAUCUCAAUUGUUUGGUCGGUCACCGGUUGCUGACGUUGCUGGUUGCUGAUCACCGUUUCUUUUUUCAUCUAGGAUUGAAAUGCUAUUUUCACGAACCUGAGGAUUCAAAGUUCUUGUCCUGGUACAGUGUUACAAGUUCGUGAUGGAUUUGAGGUUUAACAGUAAUAAAUGGGUUGGGAAUAUUUACCAGAAGUUUGAAGCAGUGUGCCACGAGGUGGAUGAUAUUGUAGGACAGGAUGCUAAAAAAUAUCUUGAGAAUCAGGUCCAGAAUGUUGGAGAUAGUGUGAAAAAGUUUUAUUCUGGAGUUGUACAUGAACUACUUCCCUUAGAUUCAUUGGCCAGUUCAAAAUAUGAAGAUCAUCUUCUGGUAGCUGAGACAAAUAACAUUGACUUUUCAGUAGAUUCUGUUUGUAAAGAUAAUAAUAAAGAAAGGGAUGAGGAAAAUCCCAUCAAUCAUUAUUAUGUGGCAUUUAUGAAUUCCAAUGCCACUGAUAUUGCUGACCAUAAGCAACAUGGUGUUCCUGUCAAGAACAUCCAUGAAUCGGGUUCAGUUUCCCUGGGGUUGGAAGGUUCUUGCAUCACCAAGGAAGAAGUUGGUGUUGACUCAAGAGGAACUUCCGAGUCUAAGAAAGAAAACUUCCACAUCAGCUUUGAAGAGGUUGCCAUUGGUAGUGCUGAUUAUAAUCAAGAUGGUGUUCCUGUCAAGAACAUCCCUGCAUAUCAAGAGAGUGAUGAAUCGUGCUCAGCUUCCCUGGAGUUGGAAGAUUCUUACAUCACUCAGGAAGAAGUUGGUGUUGACUCAAGAGGAACUUCUGAGUCUGAGAGAGAAAACUUCCACACCUGCUUUGAAGAGUUUGCUGUUGAGUCUGAUCCUAAACCAAUGAACUUGAUGUCUCUUGGAGAGAAAGAAUCCCUGGAAUUCUCUAUGCACAGUGAAUCUUCUUCUUUUGACAGUGGAUGGGAAGUUUCAAUCAAAACAAAGGUUAACAUAUACAUGAAUGCAGAGAAAAACUCAUGUCUGAUUGCUGAUGAAAAUGCUAUGAAUUCAUCCUCCUCCAAGGUGUGGAGUCCCCAGAGUCUUGAUGAGGAAACUCCCAUUAAUUAUUUUUGUUUGGCAUUGCGCGAUACUAAUGCCAUGGAUAUUGCUGAUAUUCAGAAAGUUGGUGUUCAUACCAGGAACGUAAAUCAAGUUAGUGAUGAAUCUUGCACAGUUUCCCUAGAGGUGGAAGAUUCUUACAUUUCUCAGGAAGAGGUUGGUGAUGACUCCAGAGGAACUUCUGUAUCUACAAAAGAAAAUAUCCAUACAAGCAGUGAAGUGGUUGCUCUUGAAUCUGUUCCUAAACCAUUGAACAUGAUGUCUGUUGGAGAGAAAGGACCCCUGGAAUUCCCUAUACACAGUGAACCAUGUUUUGAUUCUUUUGAAAGUGGAUACAAAGUUUCAAUCAGAACAAAGGAUAACAGAGAUGUGAAUCCACGUCAAAAUUCAUGCUUGAUUGUUGAAAAAAAUGCCCGGAAUUCAUCCACAUCCCAAUUAUUGAGUUCCCAGUCUCUCGAUGAGAAAGAAUCAACUAAUGUCUCCUUGCUUAGGGAAUCAUCUAAUGCUUACCAGAACACACAUGGUAUACUAGCUGAAGUUUCACCUGAUGUUUCAGUGUCGAGUGAAAGGCCUAUGACAAGGACAGAACCUUCAUGCUCCAGUAGUUCCUAUGAAAAUGAAUCUUGCAAAAGAAAUCCAGGUGAUGCUUCUCUGUGUGCUACUUCAGAUAGUUUCGUUUUGCCUGUAUGUUGUGAAUCUUCCACCCAUCCAGCUCGUGAAGUCAUGGAACCUCAGGGUGGUCUCGUGUUCUCUGGUUUCUGUCAAUCUAUGGGAUCAAAAGAUAAAUCACUGGUGUGUUCUCUUGAAUCCUGCACGGAAGUCAUUCAAUUGAAUGAUGAUCCGAAGGUUGACAAAAACUGUGUAAAUGUGGACGAUAGUGAACUGCAUGCAGUUGCCUGUAGAACUCGAAAGCUUCGAUCAUAUAAGAAAAGAAUCCAGGAUGCAUUUGCUUCAAAGAAGAGGUUAUCCAAGGAGUAUGAGCAGUUAGCAAUAUGGUAUGGAGACUGUGAUAUUGAGCCUAGAAGAGACUUUUUGGAAACUUUAUUACCAUUAAGCAUCAGAACGGAUGUGGAAUCGAAGAAUGUCCAAGAGCAGCAUGAUUCAGAGAGUGAGUGGGAGCUGCUCUAAAUACAAUUAGACUUCAUGUAAAUAAUGACAGACCAAUUGCUUUGGCUCUUCAUUUUUGGCAUGUGGAAGUUCUUACUGAAAACUACAUUGUUUCGGUUUCCAUGAAGAAAUGGUAAUAAUAAAUUGUGAUGAUAAUUUUUGCA